UUUUCACUGACGUUUUUUAUUAUCCCAGUCCCGCUCUUUGUGGAUAACGACUGUCUUUUCUGUGGAUUAUUUUCUGAUUCGUUGUGACGGUAUAGCACCGUUGAACGGAACAAUGAGACGGCAAGUGCUUUUGUUUCUCUCGACGCUCUCCUUCUGUUCCGUACACGGGCAGGCCAGCUACUCUAUUCCCGAGGAAAUGUCGAAAGGCUCGCUGGUCGGAAACAUAGCACAAGAUUUAGGUUUGGAUUUAAAACGGCUGAAAACAGGGAAAGCUCGCUUGCAUGUUGGAAACGGCGCCGAAUACAUCGAGCUGAAUAAAGAAAGAGGCCUCCUUCUCAUCAGGGAGAAAAUAGACAGAGAGGCGUUGUGCAAACAGACGAGUCCAUGCGCUUUACAGUUUCAAAUUAUUUUGGAAAACCCAAUCGAGUUCUAUCGUGUAACAGUAGAAAUAACAGAUAUAAACGACAACGCUCCUAUAUUCAAAAUGAACAGUAUGUUAUUUGAGAUAAGUGAGUCGGCUGUCAGGGGGGCAAAAUUUGUAUUAGAGAAAGCAUUAGAUACUGAUGUUGGAAGAAAUGGGCUCAAGAGCUACUCCCUUAAUCCAACAGAUAACUUCGUUUUAAAUCUCAACGGAAACGCAGAUGGAGAAAAGGAGGUUGAGAUGGUCUUGGAAAAACCUCUCGAUCGUGAAAAACAAGAGCAUCUGACUCUAACACUAACCGCCUUCGACGGAGGUGAACCUCAGCUAUCAGGGACAGUGAAAAUUCACGUAACUGUAUUAGAUGCGAAUGACAAUGCCCCAGUGUUUACGCAGUCAACAUAUAAAGCGAGUUUAAUGGAAAACACCCCGAAGGGAACUUCAUUAAUGACUGUAACUGCAAGAGACGUAGAUCAAGGCGCAUAUGGCUUAAUAACGUACUCCUUAUCGAGUACCACUGACGGGAUUCUGGAUUUAUUUGAAAUACACGGUGAAAGUGGUGAGGUACGUUUGAUUGGAAAAGUAGAUUAUGAAACAUCAAAACAUUAUCAGCUAAAUGUUAAAGCAAGAGAUCAAGGUGGGCUCACUGACUCCUGCAAAAUACUAUUUGACAUAAUUGAUGUGAAUGAUAAUGUUCCAAUAAUAGAUUUGAUGUCAACUACACAGUCUAUACCGGAAGAUUCUGCGAUACAAACAGUUGUCGCUGUGAUGAAUGUGCAUGAUGCUGACUCGGAUAAUAACGGAGUGGUUAAAUGUUUUCUUAGCGAGAAUGUUCCUCUAAUCAUUGAAAAUACAUCAAAUGGUUUUUAUAGUAUCGUAUCAAACAAUGAAUUAGACCGAGAGACAGCAUCAGAGUAUAAUAUCACAGUGACCUGCUCUGAUGAGGGAGUGCCCUCCCUCUCUAGCAGCGUCACUCUCACCUUACAGAUCUCUGACGUGAAUGACAACGCGCCUGUCUUUGAGAGGAGCUCAUAUGAGGCUUACAUUGUAGAGAAC
Messenger RNA from Paralichthys olivaceus (Japanese flounder), 1474 nucleotides. The record is from RefSeq and is a predicted model, not a curated record. NCBI's taxonomy places the organism in Eukaryota, Metazoa, Chordata, Actinopteri, Pleuronectiformes, Paralichthyidae.